Coniosporium apollinis CBS 100218 is the source of this 1221-nucleotide messenger RNA. RefSeq lists its product as uncharacterized. The transcript has 4 exons. The record is from RefSeq and is a predicted model, not a curated record. NCBI's taxonomy places the organism in Eukaryota, Fungi, Ascomycota, Dothideomycetes. Bases 1 to 1221 code for a protein of 406 amino acids.
AUGGCUUGCGUCGCAACGGCACAGCUGAUUUCUGAUCCGGGCGCCGCUGGACCUGAAUUGGAGCUCGUCCACCUCUACUACGACGAGUUCCCGACGGGCAUUGCGGUCUCGUCGACGGGCCGCAGGUUCUCGAACUAUCCGCCUGGAUUGGAUCCAAACAACACGAAUGAUGGCACGAAUGGAAAAUAUACAGUUGCCGAGCUGCUCCCGGGCAAUACUGAGACACCAUUCCCGAAUGCGACAUUUAACAACCCUCCUGGAGGCGCGAUCAACUACACUGUGUUUCCUCCUGUCGGCGCGAACUACCAGAACUACCUUAUAGGCGUCCAGUCGGUCGUGGUGGACCCAGCCGACCGCCUCUGGAUCCUUGAUACCGGGCGCGCGCAGACCGACAAUGGCACCCUUGUUCCAGCUUCGUACGGCGGUCCGAAACUCAUCGGCGUUGAUUUGACCACCAACCAGACUUUUACGACGAUCGUCUUCCCGCCUGAUGUCGCUUACCCCGACAGCUACCUCAACGACGUGCGCUUUGACCUGCGUUCGAACAUCACAAGUUCAGGCCACGGCGUGGCGUACAUCACAGACAGCAGCACCGAGGGCCGCAACGGUAUUGUCACAGUGGAUCUCGGCACAGGUGAAUCCUGGAGACACCUAGACGGUGACGCGGUUGUGCGGCCAGAGCGCCAGUUCCUGGCGUACGUUUGGGGCGAGCCUCUCUACUUUAUACCUGGUCCAGGAAGGCCGUUUACGUAUCUUCCGUUCGGCAGUGACGGUAUUGCGAUCUCAGCCGACGCAGAAACUCUCUUCUUUGGCGCCGUUGGGUCGAGGUAUCUCUACAGCAUUCCAACUGAGAGACUUCGGGAUAGGAGCGAGGUCAGCGAGGUGCUGGCCCAAUCGUCUGUCCAGAGCCGAGGCCAGAAGGGCGUGAGUGACGGGUUCGAGACAGAUUCCAACAAUAUUGUCUACCUUGGUAACAUGGAGCAAAACGCGGUGUCUUGGUACAACCCGGCCAAUGCCACCACUGGCACCUUUGUGCGGGAUCCGAGAAUCAACUGGGUCGAUACAUUCGCAACCGGAGCGGACGGGUAUCUGUAUUUUACCGUCAACCAGCUACAGCUGACUCAGGCAUUUUACCCGGGCACGGAUCGACGAGUGAGGCCGUUUGCGCUGUUCAGAGUGCCUUUGCCGAAUGGUGGAACCAAGAUCACUUCGUCGGAGUAG